AAUUUCGUCUCCAGUUCAACUUAGACUUGACCGCUAAUGACUUCUUCUCAUUAGUGCUAUGAAUGCACACGAUCUUUUGACAACAUACGUUUCCCGAGUACAACCGAGGAAGUAAAUUGGAAUUUCCAUUUCGUGUGCGAGACAGCUUACAAACUUAGGGGGUGACACCGACAGACCAGAUAUAAUUCUCUCGGUGAAUAACGUCAUCAGUUCUUGGGAACUCAAGAUCACUUGUCGCUCUGGACAACAAGAGUGCAGUUGGAGCUUUCCACAUUUCAUCAAAUUAGAAAUGAAAAUAAUAUUUUUGGCUCUGAUUGUGCAGUGUUGCAUCAACUUUGCAUUAGUACAGGCCUUCGUGAUAACCAGGGCAACCCAUGGCAGAGACGCUUUCAAGAUACCUGCUUCAAUUUGCAAGCGAAAUGGCGCCCAGUCAGGCAGCGAUUGCAAAUCUUUCUACGCAGUGGAUAGAGCUCGCGAUUGCUCCUGUAUGUGUCCUGCCAGAAAUGCGACAUUUGCUUUUCACAAAAGGCGAUGGUCGUGCGUUGAAAACCGAAAACUGAGGGGACAAUUAAAUCGAGGCUGUGGUUUUAUUACUUCGUUUACUACGGAGAAUGCAGACAAACGCUUACCAACACUAGCCUUUGGUGAGCGGAGAGAAAUUUCACUGUGGUUUGUUUUCUGGCAGUUCUGGACUUGCACAUUGGAUAUUCGCUCUUCUUGGUAUUUGGGAUGCAGGGGCUCGAAAAUUUCCUUAAGAAAUUACUACAACUCUGCGGUGAAACUUUUCACGCUUAGUCGCAGAGACUCAAAUGCGCCAUACGUCCUGAGGGUAAACAAAAAUGUACCAGGUACAAAUAUAUUCCGGGGGAAGAUAAUGAAUUUGGUUAUGGACUGCAGAGUGAUACAGACUACACAACGGGUCCAAUUUGAUUCAGGCUGCCUUCUUUUCAAGCUUGUAGGAAAUGCCAUAUGCCCUGUAACCAACGCGACUGUGACAAGAUCUUCAACCAUACAUUCAAUGGAAAAAUCCUUAAGAGUGCUGUCAACUUCAAGGAUAACACCUUCGCACUCUUCAAUCAUUCAGCAAAACGCUUCAAGUGCCAUCAUGUCUGUCAGUCCAUCACAUACCCUCGCUAUCUCCAAGGUUUCGACAUACCUCAAAACCCAAACGACCAUCACCGAAAUUUCCUCGAUGACCUCUGCUACCAACUCUGCUAUCACCGAAAUCUCACGCACAGACUCCACCUCCCAGCCAACCAUCUCCGUAGUUUCAACCAACUGGGACACAACCAAUAUCUCGCCAACAGCCUCCGCUUCGCAAUCGGCAGUUUCACAACCAACCGUCACGAAGAUUUCACCGACAACCUCCGCUACUCAACCAUCCAUCUCCGAGAUGUCACCCAUAGCACCCACUACCCAAAUGACUGGGGGUGUCACCCAAGCAACAACUUCCGAAGUUUCACUUGGUGCUUCUAAAACGCAAGCAAUCCUCUCCAAAGUUUCACCACUGGUACGUAACACCCCGCAUGUACAGCCUGACAUCGACAUUUCAUCGACAGCAUCCUAUGCCUUGUCGGCGGCCUCCGUAGUUUUACCACGGGUGCCCGGCGCUCAAUCGACUGCCUCUGAAGUUUCGCCGACGGAGCCCCAUACCACACCGACUGACUCUGAGAUUUCAGAAAUGCCACCAAAAGGUCCUGGUACUUCCCAGACACCUCGCAUUCUCCUGCCGCAGACAUCCCACAAUAACCAGACUGGCUUAGCAUCAAAUGUAAGACAAUUUAACUUACAUAUAAAUUUGCUUUUCUCACAGGUAAACAAAAAUGUACCAGGUACAAAUAUAUUCCGGGGGAAGAUAAUGAAUUUGGUUAUAGACUGCAGAGUGAUACAGACUACACAACGGGUCCAAUUUGAUUCACGCUGCCUUCUUUUCAAGCUUGUAGGAAAUGCCAUGUGCCCUGUAACCAACGCGACUGUGACAAGAUCUUCAACCAUACAUUCAAUGGAAAAAUCCUUAAGAGUGCUGUCAACUUCAAGGAUAACACCUUCGCACUCUUCAAUCAUUCAGCAAAACGCUUCAAGUGCCAUCAUGUCUGUCAGUCCAUCACAUACCCUCGCUAUCUCCAAGGUUUCGACAUACCUCAAAACCCAAACGACCAUCACCGAAAUUUCCUCGAUGACCUCUGCUACCAACUCUGCUAUCACCGAAAUCUCACGCACAGACUCCACCUCCCAGCCAACCAUCUCCGUAGUUUCAACCAACUGGGACACAACCAAUAUCUCGCCAACAGCCUCCGCUUCGCAAUCGGCAGUUUCACAACCAACCGUCACGAAGAUUUCACCGACAACCUCCGCUACUCAACCAUCCAUCUCCGAGAUGUCACCCAUAGCACCCACUACCCAAAUGACUGGGGGUGUCACCCAAGCAACAACUUCCGAAGUUUCACUUGGUGCUUCUAAAACGCAAGCAAUCCUCUCCAAAGUUUCACCACUGGUACGUAACACCCCGCAUGUACAGCCUGACAUCGACAUUUCAUCGACAGCAUCCUAUGCCUUGUCGGCGGCCUCCGUAGUUUUACCACGGGUGCCCGGCGCUCAAUCGACUGCCUCUGAAGUUUCGCCGACGGAGCCCCAUACCACACCGACUGACUCUGAGAUUUCAGAAAUGCCACCAAAAGGUCCUGGUACUUCCCAGACACCUCGCAUUCUCCUGCCGCAGACAUCCCACAAUAACCAGACUGGCUUAGCAUCAAAUGUCCCCCCUACUCUCAGCCAGGAUCGUGAAAGAAGUAGAGACAAAGAAUCUUCUUCUGCGGGACUCAUCGCUGUAAUACCUAUUACACUCGUAAUCGUAGCCGCCAUUGUUGUCAGCCUCGUGUAUCGCCGUCGAUAUUCAAGCAAGAGGCUGCGUUCGAGAUCAGACACCAUCAGUGAAACCACAAUGGACACAUUGGUGAUGAGCCCACAAAUAGACCGAGCAAACCCGCCUGAUCGUGACAGAGCUUCUUGCAAUACAUUGGAGUCCAAGUAUCCAUAUUCACUCAAUGCGUCACCUUUUGAAAUCCCUGAAUACGACGCACCACUCUCCCAGAUAAACCUUUCGUUAGAGGAUGAAGACACACCAUGCCGCUGGUAUGCUCCAGCAGACAUUGCACAACGUCACCCAGGAAACACCCGAGCGCCGUUUGAUUACGUUCUUGAAAGGCCAAUUACAAACAAAAAACCACCAACAGACCAUGCAACGGAAGACAAUGGACCAGAAGAGAAUAAUAAUAAAAAUGAUAAAAACAAAGACCCAAUGUAUUACGUCUUCGAGGGACCCUACCCGGAAGGUGUAGAUGGGAAUGGUCAAUCCAGUGCCAUCUCCUCGGACCGACCUGAAGAACCAAUUUACUGCACAGUAAGGGAGCUUUUCCGGGGCUCCUCCCCAAAACCUAAUUCUGAGGUCUCCAACAGUUCCAAAGAUGAUCCAAAAUGUGAAGAUGAACCAAUAUACAACGUUUUGGAAAGACGAUAUUUUCAAGGCUCAAAGGUUCCUGCUCAUUAUCUACAAACCUCCCCAAACGGGCCAAUUUUCGGCUCAAUGGAGAGGCCUUCGUCUGUCGAUAACAAUCGAGAUAAUGUUCCUAAAGAUGCAGAUGAACCAGUGUAUGAUGUUUUAGACAGAAGAUAUUUUGGAGGCUCGAGGGUUCCUGCUCAUUAUGUACAAAUCACUUCAAAAGGGCCAAUUUUCAGCUCAUCAGACGUCCCUUAUUCUGAUCCCUCCAAGAAUGGACAUGAUAGUCCUAAAUGUGCAGAUGAACCAGAGGAGAAAAUUUUGGAGGAGCGUUAUCUUGACGGCUCGCAAGUCCCCGUGCAUUAUGUACGGGUCUCUCCGAAUGGGCUAGUCUUCAGCACCUUAGAGAAAGUAUAUCGAAAUUCCCGCAAAGUACCUAACAAUGAUCCUAAAUGUGAAAGUGAACCAGAGGGCGGAAACAUUGUGGAAGAACGCUAUCUCGAAGGUUCAGAGGUUCCUGAACAUUAUGUUCAAACUUCUCUGAACAAAGUAACUUUUAGUACUCUAGAAUUUCGAAAUGCUCGGGAAGGAUCUAACCAUGAUCGCAAAUGUGAAAAUGAACCAGAAGUCAACUCCCGGGACAGACCACUUUUUAACAUUUUGGAGAAACUUCAUCGGAAUUCCGGCAAAGGAUCUAAAUGUGGUGGAGAUGAACCAAAUGGCAGCAUCGUGGAGGAACGCUACCUUGAAGGUUCAGAGGUCCCUAAACAUUAUGUAAAAAUCACCCCGAACGGACAAGUUUUCAGCACUUUAGAAAAAGUACAUCACAAUUCCAGCAAAGAAUCGAAACAUGAUCCUAAAUGUGGAAAUGAAUCAGAAGGCAGCAUUGUGGAGGAACGCUACCUUGCAGGUUCAGAGCUCCACGGACAUUAUGUAGAAAUUACUCAGAACGGCCCAAUUUUCAACAUUUUGGAGAAAUUGUAUCGUGAUUCCGUCAAAGCAUCUAAAAAUGAUCCCGAAUGUGGACGCGAAGGAGUCGAGGGAGAGGGAAACAUUGUGGAGGAACGUUAUCUUGAAGGUUCAGAGCUCCCUUCUCAUUAUGUACAAAUCAGCCCGAAGGACGCAAUUUUAAACAUGUUAGAGAAGUUGUAUCGGGAUUCCCGCAGAGGAUCUAACUAUGAUCCCGUAAGAGGACAAAAAGGGAGCAUUGUGGAGGAACGUUAUCUCGAAGGCUCAGAGGUGCCUAAACAUUAUGUACAAAUUACUCCAAACGGACCAGGUUUCAAAAGGUAUGAGAAGUUACAUUGCAGUUCUCGCAAAGUAUCUAAAUCUGAUCCCAAAUGUGGAAAUGAAUCAGAGGACAAAAUUGUUGAGGAACGUUACCUUGAAGGCUCAGAGGUCCCAGAACAUUAUGAGCCAAUCAUUCCGAACGGACCAGUUUUCAACAUUUUGGAGAAAUUGUAUCGAGAUUCCGUUAAAGAAUCUAAGCAUGAUCCUGAGUGUGCAAAUGAGCCAGUGGACAAAACUUUAGAGGAACGUUAUCUUGAAGGUUCAGAGGUCCCUAAACAUUAUGUGAAAGUCACUCCCAACGGGCUAGUAUUCUGUACUUUAGAGAGGUCACAUCGCAAUUCCCGAAAAGAUUCUAAAUGUGAUCCUAAAUGUAACAAUGAAUCAGGGGGCAGCAUCGUGGAGGAACGUUACCUUGCCGGUUCAGAGCUUCCUUCACAUUAUGAACCAAUCACCCCGAAGGACCCAGUUUUCAACGUUUUAGAGAAGUUGUAUCGGGAUUCCGUCAGAGGAUCGAAAUAUGAUUUCGAGCGUGGGACUGAACCGGGAGACACAAUUGUAGAGGAGCGUUAUCUUGAAGGUUCAGAGGUCCCUAAACAUUAUGUACAAAUUACUCCUAAUGGGCUAGUUUUCAGCACUUUGGAGAGGUUACAUCCUAAUUCUCGUCAAGGAUCCAAAUGUGAUCCUAAAAGUGGAAAUGAAUCAGAAGGCAGCAUUGUGGAGGGACGCUACCUCGAAGGUUCAGAGGUCCCUAAGCAAUAUGUAGAAAUCACUCCCAACGGACCGGUGUUCAACAUUUUAGAGAAAUUGUAUCGGGACUCCGUCAGAGGAACUAAACAUAAUCCUGAACACGGAAGUGAAUCAGAAGGCAACAUUGUGGAGGGACGUUAUCUUGCAGGAUCAGAAGUCCCUAAACAUUAUGUACAAAUCACUCCGAACGGGCUGGUUUUCAGCACUUUAGAGAGGUCACAUCAGAAUUCUCACGAAGGUUCUAAAUGUGAUCCUCAACGUGAAAGUGAACCAGAAGGCAGCAUUAUGGAGGAACGUCAUCUUGAAGGUUCAGAGGUCCCUAAAAACUACGAAGGACCUACGAAGGACCCAGGACCCAGGACUCAGGACCCAGUUCUUAACAUCCUACGGCGGUUGUAUCGGAAUUCCCGCCGCAAGGGAAUUAAACGUGAUCCUAAAUGUAGGAAAAAACCAGACGGCGACACUGCAGAGGAAGGUUCCAAGGAAACUACUUGCUAACGGCGCUGCGAUAUCUUAGACAGUGAAAUUAACGAUACAUUGGAAACAAGAUUUUAUCAGGCGAUAGGUUUUAUCCAUAUUUUGAUAGACCUUGUGUGUAGUGUUCUACAAAAGUACUAUACUCCCGGGAGGGAAUCCCAUUUAAAAAUGAUAGGGUGCUCGUCGUACCUUGAAGGGGUUAAAAAAGAGGUUUGGGUACCUCUUAGAGUUUUCAGGUCAUGUUGCAGCUCUCGUAAGGUCUCACAUGAAUGGCUUGAAACUCUUUAAGAGGGCAAUAGAACAAACAAAAGAAACAGUGCCCCCUAGCUCCAAAACAAUAACAGCUGCUGCAAUGACGACAAAUAGAAUUACAAGCUUGGGUGUUCAGCCUCCAAAGAUCCACGGUGGGAGCUUUCGCGAUGCCUUUUAAGAUAUUGAACGGAAAACAAUAUGACGGGAGAUGAUGUGUUGUUUUAGAAUUCGUACCUCUUAGGGGGACAAAAAAAUUCAAGUCACGUCCACAAAACAGAAUCUUGGAACCUCUUAGGGGUUCUUUUUAAAAUUUCCCUUUAGCACCGCGGUCCUUUUUAUAUGGGAGUCCACCGAGACUAUACUGCACUACAACUACUUUAACUUUAUCGUGGUUAUGGUAGUAUCUUUGAUGCCGAAGCUGUAAUCUUAUUUUUAGAUUUAAAACGACAAAGAAAUAUUUAUUACGAGACAAAUAUUUCAGCUACAUAACGAUCAUAGACGAUUUAUAUAAACCACCCUGGUUUCAUACAGUAUAUUCGGAACUCGUUUCAAUAACAUUCAAUGGCAAAACCCUCAGUCACAAUGCUUUAUUUUCAAAACAAUGCUCUGUGACUCUCAGUGUGUUUAAGAACGCCCGAUAACUGUUUCAAAAUGCAAAUUUCCAUGAGAAUUGAUCUUACGAAAUUUAACAGUGGCUUAUUCGCUAAUGAGAUAAGGUCAGGUUUGUCUAGUUUCCACCAAUACUUUUUGAUGCUGAGACGAACAGUGCGUUCUGACAGUUUAGUGGUGUUGAUUACAAUUAAGGUGGAGUCAUAGAAACUGAACUACAAUAUAUAGAAAAUCUAAAAUAUGCAUGACAAACUACGCAUGCAAACAAAUACGCCGCUUUUUCUAGUCGAGAUAAACAACUUCAGUAAUUGUUUUAGUCAUAAAUAAAAAUAUAUGUACACAAGAAAGGAAGAAAUUUAUCAAUGGAUUACUUUUGUUUGACCUUUGCCGGCCGCUUGAGCAACUGUAGUAAUCGUUGUUUACUUGAUUAAAAUAAACUCGCCAAUAGCAGUUAA
Molecule: messenger RNA, 7326 nt
Organism: Orbicella faveolata
Lineage: Eukaryota; Metazoa; Cnidaria; Anthozoa; Scleractinia; Merulinidae
Source: RefSeq, a predicted model, not a curated record